Molecule: messenger RNA, 744 nt
Organism: Amyelois transitella
Lineage: Eukaryota; Metazoa; Arthropoda; Insecta; Lepidoptera; Pyralidae
Exons: 5
Coding region: 1-744 (247 amino acids)
Biological process (GO): protein peptidyl-prolyl isomerization
Molecular function (GO): peptidyl-prolyl cis-trans isomerase activity
Source: RefSeq, a predicted model, not a curated record
AUGACUGUGGGCGAGCUGAUAUUAAGAACGGCGAGGUCGAGGGAGUCCCUGUAUCCCUCUCCACCACCAGAGCCCGAAGGAAAAACCAGAAGAAGGAAGAGGAAGGUGUUCAAGUUGCCCCCGGCACGGGCUCGCGUGGACACCUCCCCGCCUCCCUUCAGCAGGAGCGCGCUGGCGAGCCGGCUGCCCGGCUGGGGGCGCCGCGCGGGGGAGAUCACGAUGGAGAACAUGGCGCUGCUGCAGCACAUCAAGCGGUGGCAUUUCAGAGGGGGCAAAGUGGAUUGUCACUGGGAUGUGAUGCCUGGACCUUGCCUGAGAUUCUAUCACAACAGAGUGGACCACCUGAGGCACGUGCAGAGGGAGAACCAGGUCAUUUACAAGCUCAUAGCUAACACGGUACCCCGGGUGGAGACCACGGCGAAGCUCCGUCGCGAUUGGAAGCGCAACAGAGACAUCAUUAUCCAGGGCGCGGCGGGGAGGUUCGUGUUGUUCCCGCCCGUCCCUCAGGAGACAGUGGAGGACCCUGUGUUCUUGGCGCCGCCAGGGGUCAAGAGGCCCAGAGUAUACCUGACUCUCUGCGUGAAGAACUGCGCUCCGAUGGGCGAGCUGGCGAUAGAACUAUUCACAGACUGGUGUCCACAGAACUGCAAACUGUUCCUGGAGCUGGCGGAGGGAGACGGGCUCGGGCACGGCUAUGUCGGCACCACCUUCUUCAGGUUCUGGGUUUUUACACAUUGCGUUUGA